UGAAAAGAGGUUUGUCUUAGAGUGCGGCAGCUGUUAGUGUAUCAAGGGAGAAAAGUAUCUUUGAACAUGGUGCAGCAGACGGAUCACAGCAUGUCGCGAGAGACCACAGACACCGAGGAGAACGAACUGAUGGCGUGUAGCCCGGUGCCACCGAAACCGGACUGGUGCAAGACAGCCACCGGCCACAUUAAACGACCCAUGAAUGCGUUUAUGGUGUGGUCCAAGAUCGAGAGGAGAAAAAUCAUGGAACAGUCUCCAGACAUGCACAACGCUGAGAUCUCUAAAAGACUAGGAAAACGGUGGAAAAUGCUGAAGGACAGUGAAAAGAUUCCCUUUAUCCGCGAAGCCGAGCGGCUCCGGCUCCAACACAUGGCUGACUACCCUGACUACAAAUACAGACCCAAGAAAAAACCAAAGCUCGACAUUUCUUCGAAACCAGCGGCGCAGUCGCCGGAGAAGAUCGGGAAAAGUGUUAGAGCUGCAGGGAAGAAGUGUGCUAAACUCAAGCCGAGCAAACCGGGGAACAUUACCGCCAGAGCUUCUUCACAGGACUGCAGAUUUAACUAUGUUUUCACAAACUUAAAAGUGACCAAGUCUAUCAAACGGGAACUUACUGACGACGAAGAUGAGGAUGAUGACGACGACGACGACGAGGAGGAGGAUGACUACGAGGAAGAGGAGCACAUCAGGCUGCACAACGUCCCCGCGAGCCCCACGCUGAGCUCCGCUGCGGAGUCCGAGGGCGCGAGCAUGUACGAGGAGUCCAGGCACACGAGCGCAAUUCCCGGCAGCAGACUGUUUUACAACUUCAAGAACAUUACCAAACAGAGUGCAGCUUAUCCUGCCUCGGUGUCACCAGCAUCCUCCUUCAGGUCUGUAUCUUCUUCGUCCAGCAGCUCCAGCGAGGACUCCGAUGACUUGCUGGUGGACUUCAGUUUGAAUUUAGCGGCGGGCUCUCACGGGAUGGACUUGGGUAACACUUCAGGAAACCUUUGUCUCUCCCUGGUGGAUAAAGAUUUGGACUCUUUCAGCGAGGGCAGUCUCGGUUCUCAUUUCGAGUUCCCGGACUAUUGCACUCCCGAGCUCAGUGAGAUGAUCGCGGGAGACUGGCUGGAGGCGAACUUUUCAGACCUUGUUUUCACUUACUAACUGACAAAUUCCUACAGAACCAAGGAGGCAUCUCGCAUCUUCAGGUUAAUUUUUGACUCUGACUCUGGUUGUCCUGGGUAAGACGGCGGAGCCUGCGUUUCGAGACUUGUAACUUAAAAAAAGUGACAACAUGGUCAUCAUCGACAGGGCUGUGUGUACGGCAAGCGCUUUUAACAUGUAUUCCUUCAAACUACAUAGCUUCCAUUUUUAUCUGACAAGCAGUUGUUUUUAUCCUUCUAAGCCAGUAGUUGGUGUUUUUUUCAGUAAACUAGGAAUUUUACUUAUUUUCUUGCUGCUAGUCACUAUCCCAGUAGUAACAAUAUACUGUUCUGUUACUGGUAACAAAUUGUAUAAUUAUUAUAAUUUUUUCUGUCA
Molecule: messenger RNA, 1524 nt
Organism: Carassius carassius (crucian carp)
Lineage: Eukaryota; Metazoa; Chordata; Actinopteri; Cypriniformes; Cyprinidae
Product: transcription factor SOX-11-like
Exons: 1
Coding region: 67-1149 (360 amino acids)
Biological process (GO): anatomical structure morphogenesis; negative regulation of transcription by RNA polymerase II; positive regulation of transcription by RNA polymerase II
Molecular function (GO): RNA polymerase II cis-regulatory region sequence-specific DNA binding; DNA-binding transcription activator activity, RNA polymerase II-specific
Source: RefSeq, a predicted model, not a curated record